Messenger RNA from Lactuca sativa (garden lettuce), 513 nucleotides. RefSeq names its product 1-aminocyclopropane-1-carboxylate oxidase homolog 3. Lineage: Eukaryota; Viridiplantae; Streptophyta; Magnoliopsida; Asterales; Asteraceae. The record is from RefSeq and is a predicted model, not a curated record.
AUGGGCAUUUUGAGUUAUGACAGGAGAGCUGAGCUAACAACGUUUGACGAAAUCAAAACCGGCGUGAAAGGACUUGUAGAUGCCGGAAUAACAGAAGUCCCACGGAUAUUCCUCCUACCUUCCCCUGAAAACUUAAACUCCAACCAAGAGCUUAGUCUUCCGACCAUCGACCUCAAAGGAAUCCAUGAAGAUCCUAUUCGGAGAAAGCAGGCGAUGGAAGAAGUGAAGGAUGCGUUGGGGAGUUGGGGGUUCUUUCAGAUGGUGAAUCAUGGAAUUCCAGUUGACGUGUUGGAGGAGAUGAAAAAAGGUGUUUUAGGGUUUUUUGAGCAGGAUAGUGAGGUGAAGAAGCAGUGGUACACGAGGGACCGCUUUGGGAGGAGGGUGGUGUAUAACAGCAACUUUGACUUGUACUCUGCACCGGUGGCUAACUGGCGAGACUCUUUCUUGUGCACCAUGUAUCCUGAUCCUCCUCACCCACAAGAGUUGCCAUCGCCAUGCAGGUUUUCAUUCUAA